AACAAAUGCAGAAAAUACAAUUAUACAAUCCGAGUUCUGUUGUGAGUGGCUGGUCUCCCAUUGCAAGGCCAGUGGCGUCUAUUGCGAGAUGGCCAUGCUAACGCGCCUGACCAGCAGCGGCACAACAACAGUAGCACCCGGUUCACCAAAAGGGCUGCAACGCUUUCAGAACUACCUCAGCGCUUUUCUCUGGCCGGGAGCAUCACAACGACAGCAGCGCAAGUCGUCCACGCAACUGGAUGCCAUCGAUUGCUUCACCAAUGAGCUGGUCAACCGAAAGACACAAAAAUGGGGUGAACUGCGCGAGAGUCUGAUGAAACCUGCUGUCGAGGAAGCCAAUUAUGGAGGAAGCACCUUUGGCCAGAACGUGGGUCUCAUGUCAAAGGGCAUGAUGAGCGACCUGAAAGCCCUGCGCUCCCCACAGCUAGGCCUCGAUAUACGAUCUCUUUCACAACCACAGCUGGACAACUUGUUGUUGGCCACCCUGGAGAUUAAGAACAAACUGGACUUCCUCUAUCUAAUUCGGCAAUGCGUGCGCUGGCAACAGUUGCCCUGCAACGAGGUUUUCAUCUCCUGUCUAAAGUACUUGAGCUCCUUGGGCCGUAUGCAGCAGCUGGAAUCGCUGGCGGAGACCUGUCGGCAGUUAAAUCAUCCCUUUGCAAACAUAUACUCAGACCUGGCACCGUUCAAAGCGAUUGCCCUGUGGCACAAUGGUAACUCGGAUGUGGCAUUGAUGACCUUGCAUCGUGGCUAUGGCGGAAGCCUCAAUACAGAAGAAGGCAGGCGCAUGAUUCGUGUCGCCUUUCGCACCAUAGUGGAGGAGACGCUGGCACAAAAGAGCGAAGCCGUUCUCGUCUCCCUAAUGGAGGUCGCUCGGGCCAUACACCGCGAGCACAAGGACAUCUUCGUUGUGGCCUGUGUGUGGAAACAGUGUUUCGCCAGUGAUUGGUUUAGCAAUCAGAAAUCAGCGGGCGAGUUGUUCGAACACUACAAGGAGCUGCAGCAACUGGUGGAUCGCAGAGCCAGUCCGCUAUGCUCCUCAUUCCUUAGCCGACACAACGUGGACGCCGUGCACCGUCUAAUUGAGGUAUUCUUGCAACACAAUCAGCGUAGUGCGUGCGCCAAUUGCCUCAGCCUGCUCUUCAACUACCAAUACUUGCGCAAGGAUCUGCGUGCCUGCGCCGAAAUCGUGAAAUCCUGUAGCGAACUCGAGAUGCCAUUGAACGAGCUACAAAACGAGCAGUUCCUCAGUCUGUUCCUUGAUCAGAGCGAACCGUUUGACACAGCCGCAGGCAGUCGUACGACGGGCAACAAGUACAAGACGAAAUCGUUCCAGUACAAAUUUUAGAGGCAAUCGUAUUUCCCACUUUGUUGCAUCCGUGGUUUGUAAUUAUAGAGCACAAAAUGAAGCAACAGCAGAGGUCAGGCUGUUGCACACAUUAUAUAGCAAUAUGCACUUGAAUAAAUGUUAUUUAUCUCGUCAAUCA
This is a messenger RNA of Drosophila arizonae, 1487 nucleotides long. RefSeq lists its product as uncharacterized. Lineage: Eukaryota; Metazoa; Arthropoda; Insecta; Diptera; Drosophilidae. The record is from RefSeq and is a predicted model, not a curated record.